Rhodotorula graminis WP1 is the source of this 5399-nucleotide messenger RNA. RefSeq lists its product as uncharacterized. Gene Ontology annotation, cellular component: plasma membrane. The record is from RefSeq and is a predicted model, not a curated record. Bases 20 to 5296 code for a protein of 1758 amino acids. The transcript is spliced from 12 exons. NCBI's taxonomy places the organism in Eukaryota, Fungi, Basidiomycota, Microbotryomycetes, Sporidiobolales, Sporidiobolaceae. Gene Ontology annotation, molecular function: ATPase-coupled intramembrane lipid carrier activity; magnesium ion binding; ATP hydrolysis activity. Gene Ontology annotation, biological process: phospholipid translocation.
CGCACGACCUCGUCCGGCCAUGUUUCGCCGCCAGCGCGACCCACAGAGGCGCGACUCGGCCCUCGAGCUCCAGUUCGACCCCGACUCCGGUCGCAACCUGUCCGACUCGACCCACCCCGACUACGACCCGGGCACCGACCCCGAGCUCCGCCUCCGCGUCACCCGCACCGCCGCCGAGUCGAUCCACGAGCUGUACCAGGAGGAGGACCGACGGCGGUUCCGGCGACUCGCGUCGCGGCGCACCAAGAAGGACCCGUCCUCGUCGUCGACCCUCAAGCCGCGCCGGACCCUGUUCGGGCGGCGCAAGCCUCGCGCGUCGGCCGAGCCGGCCGACAGCCAGGACGGGCACGGCACGAGCGACGGGCACGGCCACGGUGCCGAGACGGCGGGCAUGGACGAGGUGCAGCGCGCCGAGCUCGAGCGACAGAUGACGCGGCUCGCGGCGGCGCGAGAGGCCGAGGAGUCGGCGCGCCGGCAGGACAAGCAGGACGAGGGCGAGCAGGAGAAGAAGAAGGUGGACCGCAAACGGCGCGGCAUGAAGGAGAAGGAGCGCAGGAACGUCUACGUGAACGUCGAGGGCGUCAUGACGGACCCGAGGGGCUACGAGCGCAACAAGGUCCGCACGAGCAAGUACACGCUCCUGUCGUUCGUCCCCAAGAACCUGACCGAGCAGUUUCGCCGGAUCGCCAACAUCUACUUCCUCGCCCUCGUCGUCCUUCAAGUGUUCCCCAUCUUUGGCGCCGCCUCGCCCGAGAUCGGCAUGCUCCCGCUCGUCGCGAUCCUGUGCAUCACGGGCAUCAAGGACGGCAUCGAGGACACGCGGCGGCACAAGCUCGACAACGAGGUCAACAACUCGGCCGUGACGCGCCUCGGCGACUGGCACAACGUCAACAUCCCCGACGACGACCGCCCGUGGUGGGCCUUCUGGCGCCGCCCGAACCCGAACCACCGCGUGUCCAAGGGCGUGCGCAAGCUGCGCGAGAAGGAGGGCUCGUACGACGCCGGGUUCCUGUACGCCGAUCAGCCGCUCGCCGCCGAGUCGCGCGACACGCUCGCCGACGGCGGCGGCGGGCCCGAGUCGAUCGCGAUUGCCGGCCCGCGCGCCCGCGCUCGCGGCGACAGCUCGGCGUCGACGCUCCCGACGACGACGACGGCGAGCACGAUGCACAAGUCGUACUCGACCUACUCGGUCGAGAGCUCGGCGACGACGUCGUACCCGCCUCGGCUCCUGCGCACGGCGAGCGCGCACGCGGCCGACUCGAUCCUCGCGCCGUCGACGACGUCGGCGUCACAGUCGCAGCCGCGCAAGUCGUCGAGCGACGUCGUGUCGUACGAGCACGCGACGCCGGGCACGGCAAAGUGGGAGCGCACGCUGUGGAAAAAGCUCGAGGUGGGCGACGUCGUCCUCCUCAAGGAGAACGACCAGAUCCCGGCCGACGUCGUCGUCCUCGCCACGUCUGACCCGGACGGCGUGUGCUUCGUCGAGACCAAGAACCUCGACGGCGAGACCAACCUCAAGCCGCGCAAGUCGCUCAAGGCGACCAUGGGCAUCGGCAACGAGGAGGACGUCGAGCACGCGCGGUUCUGGAUCGACUCGGAGCCGCCGCACGCCAACCUGUACUCGUACAACGGCGUCCUGCGGUGGCGGUCCAAGCCCGACAAGCUCGGCAUGGAGCACCCGAUCAUCGAGGGCGGCGAGCGCAGCGACGGCGAGGAGCAGCAGGAGCCGGUCACGAUCAACGAGCUCCUCUUGCGAGGCUGCGCCCUGCGCAACACCAAGUGGGUCAUCGGCCUCGUCGUCUUUACGGGCGCCGACACCAAGAUCAUGCUCAACCAGGGCGAGACGCCCUCGAAGCGGUCCAAGAUCGAGAAGGAGACCAACUUCAACGUGCUCGUCAACUUUGCGGUCCUCAUCGGGCUAUGCGUCGGGUGCGCCAUCGGCGCGGGCGUGUACGACGGCAUGUCGGGUCGCUCGGCCCAGUUCUACGAGGUCGGCGCCGCCUACUCGAGCUCGGCGGUCGUCGUCGGCUUCAUCACGUUCGGCGCGACGCUCAUCCUGUUCCAGAACAUUGUCCCGAUUUCGCUCGUCAUCACGGUCGAGCUCGUCAAGACGAUCCAGGCCUUUUUCAUCUACCAGGACAUCGACAUGUACUACGACGAGCUCGACCACCCGUGCGUGCCCAAGACGUGGAACAUCUCGGACGACCUGGGUCAGAUCGAGUACAUCUUUUCGGACAAGACGGGCACCCUGACGCAGAACGUCAUGGAGUUCCAGAAGUGCGCCGUCGGCGGCGUGUCGUACGGCGAGGGCAUCACCGAGGCCAUGCUCGGCGCCGCCAAGCGCGAGGGGCGCGACACGUCGGCGUUCGACCCGGCGCAGAACGUGACGCGCCUCACGGCGCGCAAGCAGCAGACGAUCGACGUCCUCAACGGCGCGUUCACGAACCGGUACCUGCGCGAGGACCGCCUCACGCUCAUCUCGCCGCCCAUGGCCGAGCAGCUCGCCGCGCGCGGCACCGAGCAGCACGACCGCCUCGCCGAGUUCUGGCGCUCGCUUGCCAUCUGCCACACGGUCAUGACCGAGCGGCCCGACGAGACCAACCCGGACGUGCUCGAGUACAAGGCCGAGUCGCCCGACGAGGCGGCCCUCGUCGCCGCCGCGCGCGACGCCGGGUUCGCCUUCUUGCACCGCAACAACCACGAGAUCACGCUCGACGUCAUGGGCCAGCCCGAGCGCUACGUGCCGCUGCGCACGCUCGCGUUCAACUCGGCCCGCAAGCGCAUGAGCACGCUCGUGCGCACGCCCGACAACCGCGUCCUCCUCAUCUGCAAGGGCGCCGACAGCGUCAUCCUGCAGCGCCUGCGCGACGACCACGACCAGGGCGUCAUCGAGCGCACGUCCAAGCAGCUCGAGGACUUUGCCAACGCCGGCCUGCGCACGCUCCUCAUCUCGAGCCGGUACCUCACCGACGACGAGUUUGUCGGGUGGAGCAAGCGGUACGACCAGGCGUGCGCCGCCAUCGACGACCGCGAGGACGAGAUCGAGCGGGCGUGCGAGCUCAUCGAGCACGACCUGACGAUCCUCGGCGCGACCGCCCUCGAGGACAAGCUGCAGGCCGGCGUCCCCGAGGCCAUCGCCCAGCUCCACCAGGCCGGCAUCAAGCUGUGGAUCCUGACGGGCGACAAGCUCCAGACGGCCAUCGAGAUCGGCUUCAGCUGCAACCUGCUCACGAACGAGAUGGACAUUCUCAUCCUGUCGGCCGAGUCGGAGGAAGGCGCCCGCGCCCAGAUCGAGACGGCGCUCGACAAGGUCAACCGCGCUCGGGCCGGCCUCGCGCCGCUCGACACGGACGGCGGCGAGAAGAUCCCGGGCGCGACCAAGACGGGCGGGUUCGCCGUCGUCAUCGACGGCGAGACGCUGCGGUACGCGCUCGACCACGCGCUCAAGCCCAUGUUCCUCGACCUCACGACGCAGUGCAACGCCGUCGUGUGCUGCCGCGUGUCGCCGAGCCAGAAGGCGCUCACGGUCAAGCUCGUCAAGGAGGGCAAGAACGCCAUGACGCUCGCCAUCGGCGACGGCGCCAACGACGUCGCCAUGAUCCAGGAGGCCCACAUCGGCGUCGGCAUCGCCGGCCUCGAGGGCGCCCAGGCGUCCAUGUCGGCCGACUAUGCCGUCGGGCAGUUCCGGUUCCUCACCAAGCUCCUCCUCGUUCACGGCCGAUGGUGCUACAUCCGGGUCGCCGACAUGCACGCCAACUUUUUCUACAAGAACAUCGUGUGGACCCUCACCCUGUUCCUGUACCAGAUCUUCUGCAACUUCGACUCGACCUAUCUCUACGAGUACACCCUCAUCAUGUUGUUCAACCUCGUGUUUACGUCGCUCCCCGUCGCCAUCCUCGGCAUCGCCGACCAGGACCUGAACGCCCAGACGUCGCUCAAGUUCCCGCAGCUCUACCGGCGCGGCAUCCUCGGCAAGGAGUGGACGCGCGCCAAGUUCUUUGCGUACAUGCUCGACGGCCUGUACCAGUCGGCCGUCGCCUUCUUUGUGCCGUUCCUCGUCUACAUGUGGUCGCCGUCGCUGUCGGUCACCGGCCACGACUGGUCCAUCUGGGAGCUCGGCACGACCGUCGCCGCGUGCGCCGUCACGGCCGCCAACCUGUACGUCGGGCUCAACACGCGGUACUGGACCUGGAUCGUGUUUGUCGUCAUCAUCGCGUCGACCCUGUCGUUCCACGUGUGGAUCGCCAUCUACUCGCAGUUCGACACCUACUUCUUCAACAACGAGUUGUCCUACCUGUACGGCACGCUCAACUUCUGGACGUCGAUCGUCCUCGUCCAGGUGAUCGCGAUCGGCCCGCGGUACCUGUGGAAGUACGUCCGGUCGGCGUACUACCCGCUCGACUCGGACAUCGUGCGCGAGAUGCAGAUCCUGCGGCAGCAGGGCAAGGCGUCGGCGCUCGAUCUCGAGGCGGGCGACGCCGACGGCGGCACGAUCGUACCCUUUUCGACGAGCCAGAGCGCCGCCGUCGAGACGCGCGAGCACCUCCCGCUCGUCGCCGACCCGUACGACCCGGCCCGGCAGCGCCAGUUCUCGCACGACGAGCCGUUCGACGACCCUUUAACGCCUCGAGGCGACCCCUCGUUGGCGUCGUGGCCGCCCGCCUCGCCGGGCGCACCUCCGCACAGCCCCGGCGGCGGCGGCCCGAUACCCUCGCCGUACGGCCCGACGUCGAGCUAUGCCUCGUCGCCGUCGUACGCGACCGCGCGAUCGACCCCGCUCGGCGCGCGCUCGGCGGCGGCGACGCCCGUGCCGCAUAUCCUCGUCAACGACGCGACCCCGCGCGAGUCGGUCGCGUCGUCGCGGUACGGCUCGACGACGACGGCCGGGCAGCACGGCGCCAACGACUCGCUCGAGUUUGACGUGCUCGACUACGCCAACCACCGCGACUCGCAGUGGGGCGGCAGCAGCGGCGGCGCGGCAGCAGCACCGCCACCAGCAGCACCAGCACCAGCAUCGUCCGGCGUCGUCCCGCCGCCGGCUCCAGCAGGCUUCACCGAGCAGGACCUGUACGCGCGGUCGCCUCUCGAGGCGGCGCGCCACCGGCAGUGGCGGUCCGAGGCGUCGAGCCCGGGCGCCGACAGCUUCCACAGCGCGGCCCAGUCGCACACCACGUCACCGCGGUCGACGCCUUUGCCCCAGUCGCCGCCCGAGCCGCCGUACGACCAGCACCAGUACCAGUACCACCACCAGGCGCAGCAGCCGUCGUACUCGUCCGGGACGGGCUACGCCAUGUGAAGCUCGCCGUCGUCGAUACCCCUCACCUCUAGACUCGGUUCCGCUCUCUGUAGUCGUUCGGUCGUUCGGUCGGUGGGCAUGUCACACUCUUAUUUGCACUCCC